Messenger RNA from Prunus armeniaca (apricot), 1380 nucleotides. Lineage: Eukaryota; Viridiplantae; Streptophyta; Magnoliopsida; Rosales; Rosaceae. The record is from the annotation of a GenBank genome assembly.
AUGGAGUUGGAGGAGUUGGAAGGACUGGAGCCAGUGAGCCCAAAUGGUCAGUACUUCAGUAGCGAUGCAUUAUCUCUUUCGGUUCUUGCUGUUUUGGAAUUUGAGAUUCCAAUCGAUCUGGGGUAUCAAACAAUGUUUUUGCUUAAGAACGUCUUCCUCCCCAUCAGCCCGCGUUUCUCCUCUAUCAUGGUUGAAAAUAAUGGAAAGAAAGAGUGGAAAAGGGUCGAAGUGAAGCUUGAAGACCACUUGCACAUCCCUACUUUCCCUUCCAACUUGUCCCCCAAAUCAUAUGACAAGUAUAUUGAUGACUAUUUGUCAAAGCUAUCAACAGAAAGAUUUCCACAAGGCAAACCGCUGUGGGAAGUUCAUAUUAUCAACUACCCAACCAGCAAUGCAGCUGGGAAUAUAAUCUUCAAGUUUCACCAUGCCCUAGGAGAUGGCUACUCUCUCAUGGGUGCCCUUAUUUCCUCUCUACAAAGGGCUGAUGACCCUUCUCUUCCCUUAAAUUUUCCUUCACGGCAGCGAUCCGAAUCAAAGAGAGAAAAUUUUGUGACUAAAACUUUCUCAGCUGUCUGCAACACCAUUUCAGACUUUUGGUCGGCCAGUUUAAAGAUCAUGAAGGAAGAUGAUCUAACACCAAUCAAGUCUGGUAAUGAUGCAAUUGAGUUUCGGCCAAGUACUGUAUCAACUAUGACAUUCUCUCUGGAUCAAAUCAAAUCAAUCAAGAACAAGCUUGGAAUGACUGUAAAUGAUGUUCUCACCGGGAUGAUCUUCUUUGGAACUCGGCUGUACAUGCAAGAGAUUAACCAAAGUUCAAGCAAAGCAGAUUGUACAUCAAUUAUGUUGAUCAACACAAGGUUCAUAGGGGAUUAUGUGCCGAUUGAGGAGAUGAUGAAACCCAACAGCAAGACGCCAUGGGGAAAUCGUUUCACUUGGGUGCAUAUAUCCGUACCCAAGUUAACUCAACUCUCAAAUGCUCUGGACUUUAUCUGGAACACACAAAAAAUAAUAAAGAAAAAGAGAAGCUCUUUAGCUGCUUAUUUCUCGAGCAGGCUGUUGGAGAUUCUGGACAAAUUUGGAAGCCAUGAGGCAUCCAGCAGAUACAUUCAUCAUACAGUGAAGAACUCGAGCAUGGUAAUUUCAAAUGUGAUUGGACCUGUGGAAAAAAUGUCUCUGGCUAAUCAUCCAAUUAAAGGUUUAUACUUUUUGAUGGGUGGUAUACCUCAGGGCUUUCAGAUAACCAUUGUUAGUUACAUGGGAAAGGUGAGGCUAGCCUUCAAAAUGGAAACAGGUCUCAUAGAUCCACAGAAGUUCAAGUCAUGCAUGCAAAAUGCCUUGGAAAUGAUACUCAAAGACUCCGAUCUGAUGCGGAACGAUUAA